AAAAAAAAAAAAAAAAGUAUACCAUAGAAAUAACAAAAAUAAAUUAGUAUACUUCAUAGAAAUAACGUAAAUAAAUUAGCAAACGCCAUAGAGGUGAUACCAUAAUUAAGGUAAUGAAGAAAUAAUAUUGAUACACUCAGUGACAUAAUUUUUGUAUUAAUAAUAUUUUGUAUUUGAGUUUUAGUUAAAAAAAACAUUUAAAAUCAGAUAUAUUAAAAUCCAUGAGUAAGAAUGCCUGUUUUAUUCAUUUUUAAAUUGUUCUAUACUAGUUUUAUGUGUAUUUACAAUCUUGGGAAACAUUUUCCACAAGUAAGGUCCACGAUAAAGAACUGAAUAUGAAGUUAGUUUUGAAUUAUAUUUUGGGACAACAAAGUUGUUAUUUGAAAAUUUUGUUGGAUAUUUAUGAACUAUUUUGUCAAAAUAGGAUUGAAAUAUUUUAGGAGAUAAUCUUAUAUCUGUUUUAUACAUGAACAUUAAAACUUGGUGUAAGUUGAUUUUAUAUAUUUUUAGUGCUCCAAGUAUACGCAGAAGAGGCUCACAAGGGGCAAUACAAGUGAAUUUGGACACAUAUCCACGCGAUAAUAGAAGACGACAUUUUUCAAAUGCUUAUUACAACCGAAAACUUUCAAAUGGUGAGGUUAUUUCAUGUCGUUGGCUUGUGUACUCAGUUUCUAAAGAUGCGGUAUUUUGUUUUUGCUGCAAACUUUUUGAUUUCAACAUGAAUUUAAAGUUAAACGGAAAUGGAUUCAAUAAAUGGAAGAAUUUAACAGAUGCAUUAAAAUUUCACGAAAAUAGUAAGUCACACAGAAUUUCUUAUCAACUAUGGAUUGAGACAGAAAUACGAAUGAAAGCUGGUGAAACUAUUGAUAAACAAGAACAAAAACUAAUCGAAAAGGACAGUUUAAGGUGGCGAAGUGUUCUUGAACGAUUGAUGAACAUUACUUUAUGCUUAGCAACAAAUAAUAUGGCCUUCAGAGGUUCUUCUGAUAAAUUGUAUGCAGUUAAUAACGGCAAAUUUUUAGGAUUGGUACAAUUACUCGCUAAAUUUGAUCCUAUCAUGUUAAACCACGUUACGCUAGCUCUUAAAGGAGAUAUUUCUGAUCAUUACUGUGGUUCACGCUGGAAUGUUUUACUUAGUCAUACAACAAACUUCACUCUUAAACGAUUAUGCGACACUCGUUGGGAAGCCAAAAUUGAGAGCCUCAAAGCCAUCCGAUAUCAAAUAAGCAGCGUACAUGAUGCUUUAAUUACUAUAUAUGAAACUGAAACCAAAACUCACGAAAUUGCACACGAAGCGCAAACAUUAGCAGAACAAUUAAAAGAUAGUUUUUUAGUUUCUUAAAUUGCAUGGUACAAUGUACUAUUUCAAAUAAACGUUGUUAGUAAAGCAAUGCAAGCCAAAGACAUGGAUCUAGUACAGUGCGCUGAAAUGUUGAAAAAAUGCAUCACAUUUUUGGAAAAUUACAGAACGUUUGGCUUUAAACAAGCAACGGUUGAUGCCAAAGAGUUAGCUGAAGAGUUAAACAUCGAUGCAAUAUUUAAGCCGCUUAAAAGAGUACGACGAGUGAAACGUCAUUAUGAUGAAAAUGCUGCUGACGAACCAAUUCAAAAUCCCGAGAAGAAACUUGAAGUGACAUUUUUUAACCCUUUAUUAGAUUCAUGUCUGUCUUCAAUAAAUGAAAGAUUUGAACAACUUAAUGAAUAUGUAAAUAUAUGGAGUUUUUUAUUUAAUUUGGAUAAUUUGCCCAUAAAGAAUGAAUUUUUAAAAUUGUGUAAACAAUUACAAGAAAAAUUAACUGUAAAUACAAAAUCAGAAAUUAAUGGUGCUUUGCUAUGCGACGAACUAAUAAGUUUGCAGUUUUUUAUUAAAGAUAAAUUUAGCAAUGUUGAAAAUGAAAUAAAUACAAAAGAGAUGACACCACUUUUUGUACUGAAUUUUAUUAAAAAUCAUUGUCUACAAGAGUUAUAUUCAAAUACAUGUAUUGUUCUGCGCAUUCUUCUUACAAUACCUGUUACUGUUGCUAGUGGAGAACGUAGUUUUUCUAAACUGAAGUUAAUCAAAACAUAUUUAAGAAAUACCAUGUUGCAAGAUCGACUUAAUUCUCUAUCUAUGUUAUCAAACGAGCAAGAUAUAGCUGAAAAUUUAGGUUUUUCAAGUUUGAUAAGAGAUUUCGCGGACAAAAAAGCUAGAAAAGUUAGAUUUUAAAAUUUAAUAACUCUUGUUUAUAUAGUUAGAGGAUUUAUUAUAUGUUUAAUAAAAACAUUUGUUAUUUUAAAAGCAGCGUUGCGUUGUCUAUUUAUUUAGUCACUCAUUUCUAUAAACCCAUAUCAUGAA
Hydra vulgaris (swiftwater hydra) is the source of this 2335-nucleotide messenger RNA. The record is from RefSeq and is a predicted model, not a curated record. NCBI's taxonomy places the organism in Eukaryota, Metazoa, Cnidaria, Hydrozoa, Anthoathecata, Hydridae.